Molecule: messenger RNA, 514 nt
Organism: Colletotrichum phormii
Lineage: Eukaryota; Fungi; Ascomycota; Sordariomycetes; Glomerellales; Glomerellaceae
Exons: 1
Coding region: 264-437 (57 amino acids)
Source: RefSeq, a predicted model, not a curated record
CGUACUUUAUGCCGAAACAUCAAACUGCUCUUUUUCCUCAGCCAAGAACGGGACGUUGCUAUUCAGUCCUUGUUUGCAACUUGUGGUCUGAGAAGUGGGUGUUAACUCUGUACUAAGUAUCCGUACUUCGUACAGAUGUUCCCAGUCAAUAACUGGUGAGCCCGGGUCGGCUUCCGAGUUUGCAAUGCUGGAACUUGCACAGAGACAAUGGUCUUACUACCUACCUAUCAUGAAUACGGUGUAUCCGUAUCGGUGCAGAAAGUAUGUGCAGAAAGAUUCAAACGAGUCCCUGCGCUUAUCGGGAGCUUCCCGCAACUCGGCGCACUCAUGAGCCUGGACAUGUCCGUGAACCGCGUCCAUCUCGGAGAAAGUCCCAAUUCAAUAACUCUCUCACACACACAAUACCAAAGGCGUACGGAAACACAGAGUGUGAAUGAGGCGCUUAAUCCAACAAGCCCACUCCCCCAAGUCGCCUUCCCGGUCCCAAGCAACAGACUGAGAGAAAAACUCCCGC